Trichomonas vaginalis G3 is the source of this 546-nucleotide messenger RNA. RefSeq lists its product as uncharacterized. The record is from RefSeq and is a predicted model, not a curated record. The transcript has a single exon. Bases 1 to 546 code for a protein of 181 amino acids. Lineage: Eukaryota; Parabasalia; Trichomonadida; Trichomonadidae.
AUGGAGUACAUGGGAAGCAAUAUAACAUACAACAAAGACAUAUACAGUGAGUUUAAGUACUACUGUGAACAGCAUGAGAUUGAAGUAAUGAGUAAAGGAGACUUUGAAACGCUUAUGAAAGACAGUAAGGAGGUCGUUCAUGAGAACAGUGUUGAAAUAGUUCAUGAGAACAGUGAGGAGGUCAUACAUGAAUGCAAUGAUGAAAUAGUUCAUGAGAACAGUGAGGAGGUCAUACAUGAAUGCAAUGAUGAAAUAGUUCAUGAGAACAGUGAGGAGGUCAUACAUGAGAACAGUGUUGAAAUAGUUCAUGAUGUCGUUCGUGAAGAAGCCAUUGCAACAAAGAAUGAUAUAAAGGAUUUCAUAGAACUUAACAAGGAGGAGUUUAAAGAAGGCUAUGAAGUGAAAAGAUGUGAAGAAGAUUUCUUGGCGUAUUUGAAGAAAAAGAGACUAAAGCCAAUGGCUCAAAAUAAGUUUCAAUCGAUGUUUGAAAAGAAACGUUUGAGCUAUGGUGGUGUAAGAAGCACAUAUUACUUUGUUAAGAAGUGA